Molecule: messenger RNA, 565 nt
Organism: Leptopilina boulardi
Lineage: Eukaryota; Metazoa; Arthropoda; Insecta; Hymenoptera; Figitidae
Product: myotrophin-like
Exons: 3
Coding region: 146-517 (123 amino acids)
Biological process (GO): regulation of barbed-end actin filament capping
Cellular component (GO): nucleus; cytoplasm
Molecular function (GO): protein binding
Source: RefSeq, a predicted model, not a curated record
UCAGCUGCCAAUCAGCCAAUUCAGUGUAAAUUCGGCACAAUCAAAACUAAUGGAAGUGUAUUUUAUUUAAAUAAAUAAACAAAUUCUAUAUCUUUAUAUUCAAUCAAUCAAAAAAAAAAAAAUUUGUUUUUAAUCAUCAGUCAAAAUGAAUGAACUUGUGUGGGGAAUAAAGAACGGUGACCUGGAUCAGGUUCGAGACAUUGUAGAGAAUAAGGAUAUGGAUGUUAAUAAAUUAAUUAAUGGAAGGACGUUAUUGCACUAUGCAGCGGAUUAUGGUCAAAGUGAUGUUCUCGGUUACCUUUUAGAAAAGGGUGCUGACGCUAAUGCGAGAGAUAAACACGGUAUCACGACACUUUUGGCUGCAAUAUGGGAAGGACACACAAAUUGUGUGAAAUUAUUAUUGGAGAAAGGGGCACGACCAAAUGGUGUAACACCUGAUGGUACGAGCUAUUUGGAUGCAGCCGAGAAAGAAGAAAUUAAAGAGCUCUUGGAGCAAUACAAAACCAAAACACUUUAAAAAAAAGAAAAAUUUAACAAUUUUGUUACAUAUUUAAAAAAAAAAUAA